Messenger RNA from Brienomyrus brachyistius, 3456 nucleotides. RefSeq names its product solute carrier family 35 member E2A. Lineage: Eukaryota; Metazoa; Chordata; Actinopteri; Osteoglossiformes; Mormyridae. The record is from RefSeq and is a predicted model, not a curated record. Gene Ontology annotation, molecular function: antiporter activity. Gene Ontology annotation, cellular component: Golgi apparatus. The coding region runs from base 544 to 1713 and encodes 389 amino acids. The transcript is spliced from 9 exons.
AGGAGACAGAAGGCAUUAUUCGGACUAUGAUUUGGAGCUGUUAAACUGAAGCCAUUCUACGAGAAAUGCAGGCAUCCUUGGAUUCAAUUCUGCGUUUCCAUAUAACCUGAAGGCUGCGCAAAAGGGAUUUCCGUCGGUUUGCACGGCGUUUAAAAUCUGAACGCCGAUACAGGUGCAGCGCUGGGAACCGAUGCGGUAACUUGUGUGGAAACGUACAUAGAUAUAGCGCUUUAUUAAUCGGCAUAACGACGGUCCUCAGCGAUCGCGCUGCUAUUUUAAGGUCUUCGGUUAACGCUGGAAUUGCGUGAGUUUAUAAUCGGCUCCGAUCAGCAAAGUCAAGCCAACUUAUUGUUUUCAACUCCGUGAAGAAAACUGAACGUCCAGCUUCCUGCACCUGGUUAAGGACCUUGAGUAAUGCGGUCUGGCCCUGCACCGUAACCACGUCUGGAAUUUGUGAGGUCGGCCGCCACCUUCUGAAUGACAGACUGAUGGCUCCGCCGCACCUCCGUUAGCCACGUGUGGGCGGGGUGAGGGGGCAGCUCCAUGGCGACGGGCGACAGGGCCGCGAGGCCCCUGCUGGGAGGCCUCUUCUCCUCCUUCAGGGGCCGGCAGGAAGUGGUGCUGGCCCGCAGCGAGAGCUCGCCGGGGGAGCAGGUUCUCAAGAUAACCAUCACGGAGACCACCGUGAUAGAAGCGGACUCGGGGGUGUGGAACUCCAAAUCGCUGACCUACCUCACCAUUUGGUACUUCUUCAGCUUCUGCACGCUCUUCCUCAACAAGUACAUCCUGUCUCUACUGGAGGGGGAACCUAGCAUGCUGGGUGCGGUUCAGAUGCUCUCCACCACGGUCAUUGGCUGCAUGAAGAUGUACGUCCCUUGCUGCCUGUACCAGCACAAAUCCAGGGCGGAGUACCCACCCAACUUCCUCAUGAUCAUGCUCUUCGUGGGACUGAUGAGGUUCACCACAGUGGUGCUGGGCCUGGUCAGUCUGAAGAAUGUGGCCGUCUCCUUUGCUGAGACUGUGAAGAGCUCGGCUCCCAUCUUCACAGUCAUCAUGUCCAGGCUCAUCUUAGGAGAGUAUACAGGGUUGUGGGUGAACCUGUCCCUCUUCCCGGUGAUGGCGGGCUUGGCGCUCUGCACCGCCACUGAGAUCAGUUUCAACUUGCUGGGUUUCUCUGCUGCCCUCUCAACCAACAUCAUGGACUGCCUACAGAAUGUCUUUUCUAAGAAGCUUCUAAGUGGCGAUAAGUACAAGUUCAGUCCCCCAGAGCUGCAGUUCUACACCAGUGCUGCUGCCAUCCUGAUGCUCAUCCCAGCCUGGAUUUUCCUCCUGGACAUCCCUGUGAUCGGGAAGGACGGCCAAAGUUUCCGCUUCAGCCAGGACAUCGUUCUGCUGCUGCUCUUCGAUGGGGUCCUCUUCCACUUGCAAAGCGUCACCGCUUAUGCCCUGAUGGGGCGGAUCUCGCCCGUCACCUUCAGCGUGGCGAGCACCGUCAAGCACGCCCUGUCCAUCUGGCUGAGCAUCAUCGUGUUCAGCAACCAGGUCACCCUGCUGUCGGCGGCCGGCACUGUGCUGGUCAUCAUCGGUGUCAUGCUGUACAACAAGGCCAAGCAGGUCCAGAGGAAUGCGCUGCUGGCCCAGGUCAGCGCCCAGGCUGCCGAGGCCGACUUCAUGCCUCUGCUCCAGGAGAGCGAAAUCAGGGCAUCCCAGUAGGGGCCAUGUGCCUGACAGACCUCUGUCCCGGUCCAUUUUGGGGGACUGGCGGGGGGGGGGGGGGGAGUUAUGAUCUGGAUUUGGAUUCACUUAAGCCUCGUCCUGUCAUACAACAGGACCCUGGAGUGUUUGGUCAGUACCGUGAAUAUGGUGGAAUUCCUGUGGUUUCACACAAUGAAGGUGUGAGGAUGGUUUAGGUUUAUAGGCUCUGCUUCAGGACGAAGUUUAAACCGAUAUCCUGAUCUUUCAAGAGAGCAAAAUAAUUUGGGUUAAAGUAGCAGUCACGUUAUUUCAUGUCGAUGCUAAAAAUGACCAUAUUAAUGGCUGACUAUACUUUUUAAAAAAAAAAAAAAAAAAAGCUACAUGCAUGCAAGACUUUUUCCAGAGGUAGAGGAGGAAGAAAGAGCACUUUCUGAUGUGUGAGGGGUAUGCAGGGCAGCUGCCUGCACGCCAAGGUGUCUUUCAGCAGAUUAUUGAAACAGGAAUGAACCACCCAUUAGCAAGAAAGCUGCAAAAUGGACGACUCAGGUUUCCACAGAUCAUUCUUCUGUGUUUCGUGCCAGAAUUGGUGGAAGACGUAGAAGUAGACGUAGAAGUAGAAGGCCCAAGGACUGCAUACACUUUUUUCCAGUUCUGAAGGGGUUUUCCCCCCAAUUUCUGAGCCUGCAGACCUGACAUUCACCCCCCCCCCUCCCAGGUGAUAAACUGCUGCUUAGUAAGCAGAAAUAUCUUUUUCAGCUAUUUGUCUUUUUCAGUCUGUUCUCUCGAUAAAAUUAAAUUACGUCUUUUCUUAAAUAAAUAGCUAGCAUCUGCCAUUGAUUGCUCUUAUGCAGCACUGACACUCUCCCUGGACCGUUUGGUGGUGUUUCUUGGGGUCACUAUGGCAACAAGCCAGCAUUAAGUUUUCUUAAUUUUUUUUAUUUGAUCGUAUCACAUUGUUUCUGUUCUGGGAGUGUUUAUUUUCUGUCACACAAAGCGGAGUCCGCUCUGUAUGAGCAGCAAGCACAGAGAGCCUCACCGGGAAAAUGCCAGGCAACAAGGAAGAUUGCAGCCCCCUUUUUGCGUGACGACCUGAAUUGUUUCCAUUUUUAUAAUCUGUAGGUUCCCAUUUUGGAACCUUGCAGUGUUUCUUCACUGUGGUAUUGAUGAAAUUACCUUUUUUUAUUGGAGAUUUAUAUGACCUGAAGGUGGUUUGAUGAUUAAUAUGUAAACUUUCAAACCUCUGAAAGCAAUUGAAGUAAUACUGUACUUAUAUAGGAUAAUAGUGGAUUAGAGCACAGCACAAGUGUGAUGGCGAUUUUAAGCUUAUCACGUCGCUCGUCCUGUAUGUGUGAGCUGUCUAAUUCAGUGCGUGAGUUGUGAUAUUGUGCUGUUGCUCUGUAGCACAUAAAGGUGCCUAUUUACACAUCCUCAGUGUUUUCUCUGUAAAUCUUUUUACCAAUGUGUAACUCAUUUUUACAUGCAAUCAGGUUACGCUGCAAUGUAAAUAUGUCCGUAAGCUUCUAACGUUCAGCAGAAUCACGGCACAUUGAUAUUGUUGUGGAGUAUCGGUCUCAGAAUUAAAACAAAACAUGUUUUUUUUUUAAAAAAACCUCAACUUGUAUAUGUAGAAGCCUUAAGCCUGUGACUAAUCUUGUGUUUGUACAUUCCAAAGUACUUUUCAUGUUUACAACAUGAACUUUGUAUCGGCAGUUUUGACACUGUGAUAAUUUUUAUUUCCUCCCAAUAAAUAAUUUCAAUGAU